UUUUGCUUUCACAAAAACUAGAAUAACUUGGCUUCGAAGAUGGCAUAAAAUUAGGCCUUCCAAGGUUCUCACCAGACUAUAUUUAAUUCACCUUCCACACUUUAAAGUCCACGCUUUACCCAUUGAAAAGCAGUUCUACUCCGCCAUAUCUGUACAGUAUCUGGCCUUUAUUCAUACAUAUCAUCGCUCAAAUCACUUCCUAGCGAGGCUUCGUUUUGUUCCUUUUUAAAAUUCUCGUGUUUGGUUUUUAGCUGCAAUGGCGCUGCCCUCGAGUGGUACCAGCUCAACCACACUCUGUAAUCACUGUGAAAGGAAUGUGCCGGCUUCAAAUUUUGACCUACACCAUGCUCACUGUAUACGAAAUUUGGAGCGCUGCACUGUUUGUGGAGACAUGAUUCCAAAAUCACGUGCAAAGGAACAUUACCAGGAUACUCAUGCUCCAGUAGCUUGUUCAAAGUGUGGUGAUUCCAUAGAACGUGAAUUAUUGCUCAUUCAUGAACGUGAUAAGUGUCUUCAGCGGAUUGUUGUAUGUGGGUAUUGCGAUUUCCCCCUGCCAGCAGUAGAGUUGAAUACACAUCUGGAAAUAUGUGGGAAUAGGACAGAGUUGUGUCAUCCUUGUGGCAAAUAUGUCAGAUUAUGUGAAAAGCUUGCCCAUGAUCUACAAUUUCAUGAAGAAAAUUCUGAAGCCAGUGGGGUUUCAUCAAGAGAUCAGAAUGGAGAAAAUGGCCAUAGUUCAUCAGAUCUAUCUCAAAGAGUGCCUAGGGAUAGACCACGAGAUGUCUCAAAUCGCAAAUUUCUUUUCACAUUGGCAAUCACAGGAAUCGCAAUCAUCAUUGGAUCAUUUGUUCUUCAAAGACGCAAUACAAAUCAACAGCAGUGACCGGAUGAUUUUUUCCUUUACAUAUUGUACAUGCAAUAAGAUUAUGUGAGAAAUCCAAUUGAUAGAUGGACUUUACUGACAUACAUUUCAGAGAUUUGACUUUCUGUGUCGGUUGUCUAUCUCCAAAAGGAAAAACUAUAUGUUGUUGGUUAUGAUAAAAAACAUUAUUUGCAAGUGUCCAAUUAUAUCAUUCAUGAUUCGACACCUGAAAUCAUAAUGAGGAUCAUGUUGCCUUUUUUAUCAUCUUUGCCAGACCUGUGGCUACAAUGUAUCAAAUUGUAUACAGUUUUGCUUAUAGAUUAUAUAUUAGUUUAUGAUAUACAACUGAUUGAAUA
Molecule: messenger RNA, 1215 nt
Organism: Cryptomeria japonica (Japanese cedar)
Lineage: Eukaryota; Viridiplantae; Streptophyta; Pinopsida; Cupressales; Cupressaceae
Exons: 5
Coding region: 257-880 (207 amino acids)
Source: RefSeq, a predicted model, not a curated record